AUGCAGAGAGCGGUGGCGUCCUUCACCGAGUGUCUCCGUCCUCCAGGAGACAGCAGCUCCUCUGUUGGACAGAGAAGUUGUCUCAGUUUCACACCGUUCUCCAUCAGAGACCUGCUCCGGUCCAAGGAGCCUCGCCUCCCCCCCAGCCUCAGGACGAUGGACAGAGUGCACGAGGUUGGAGAGGUGACGGCGUCUCGUCUUCAGGCGGAGGAGGAGGACAAUGAAGAUAAAACUUGUCCCGAACACAAGGGCCACUCUCUCCGUAACGCUCAUCAUGGCUCCGUUCAUAACGGAGAAAAUUCUCCGAUGAUGAGAGCCGUUUUGUGUGCCCAGGUGUGUAAGGUGUACCGGUUUCAGACCGAGGACCGGAGGUGGCUGCUGGUCCGGGAGCAGAUGUGCGAGACGCCGCUCUCCUUCUCCGUACCCAAACAGCUACUGAGCGUGCUCAUUCGGGAGCACACGGACAGAGUCCAGGAGGUGAAGGAGCUCGGUGACCUUUCACCCCACUGGGACGGUCUGCGACAUGAUGUCAUCAGCCACUGUGACCAUCUGAUUGGCUGCUACCAGGAAACGUUGGCUGAGCUCGACAAACUCUCAACUUCACCGUGUUUCAAGUCCAGCAGCAGCAAGUCCGACCGACACCUUCAGUUCGUUCCAACCAACCUGCACUCUCAGAGGAUGGAGGUCAAAGGUCCUGACAGCUCAGGUGUUUGGUAUGAGGUCAUCACAGUUGGAGCUCCAGCUGAUCACCACCGGGCGUUUAAACAUGGCGGACUGAAGAGACUCUUGAGGAAACUCCACAGAGAGAGCUCAGUCUCAUAUUCUCAGGACGAGCGCUGCAGAGCAAAGGAGCUGAUGGCCAGCGUCGCUCAGCUGCAGCCUCUGAUCUUCGGCCUCGCCGAGGAGCUGCUCGCCGCCUCCAUGGAGCCGGACGUCGCCCGACUGCAAGAGGUUCUGAACAGUCUGAUGCAGGAGACCAGACGGUUCAUUCAUGCUCUGAAGGACGAGCUAGUUAAAAGUGCCCUGCUGGCCAUCCACAACCGCUACGCCGUUGAUACUGGCAGCCAUGUUCACAGCAAUGGUUUGGUCUGUGAGGACUCACCGACCGACCAGGAGGACAUCGGCUGGCGACGGCCGGAGUACGACGAGGAGGAGUGGGACAGAGCGUGGGCGAACGUCGCCAAGAGUCUCAACUGCAUCUUGAUCAUGGUGGACCGGCUGCAGGAGCGAGAGCGCCACCUGCAGGAGCAGACAUCACCUGAGCCGCAGGAACUCACGGCGGACACAAAAUCUCAGAACACCGCUGCUGCUCCCUCCUCCUCCUCCGCCUCCUCCCGGCAGGAGCAGCUGCUCCCCCUGGUGGUCACCCUCAGGGACUGCGUGCGCGAGGCGGCGUCGAAGGCCCGAGCCGCCAUGACCUUCGUGGUCCUGCAGGGGGCGCUGGCUGCGACCGUCGCUCAGGGGCCGACGCCGAUCGUACGGAGACGCCACGCCGUUUUCAGCCAGGCCCUGUCUGCGAUCGUUUGUGGCUUCGUGCUGAAACUUCAUGGAGGUCUGGAGGACCCAGAGUUCCUGCAGCAGCUCCACUCUGUUGGGGUCCUGGUCCAGUUUGAAGGUCUGCUCAGCACCUACGGUGAGGAGGUGGGGAUGCUGCAGGACAUGGAGGUGGGCGUGGCCGACCUGAGCAGAGUGGCGUUCACCAUCACUGAGGCCCGGUCGGAGCAACCCGGCGACCUGCAGCUGACGCUCCGUGGAACGUGGAGCGGUUUUGUUGUCGAAGUGCCGGUACCUCCAGAGUCCUUCAGCUCGCUGCCGCAGGAACUGAAAGAUGGCGGUCGGAUCCGAGUGGAGCCCGUUCUGUUCAACAUCGGCAUCAACCAGCAGCAGAGUCUGGCUGAGAGGUUUGGAGACAGUUCCCUGCAGGAGAGAGUGAAUCAUCAGAGCUGUGAGCGUCUCCAGGCUUACUGUACCUCACUGAGAGACAGACUCCCUCACAUGGGCGGAGUCCAGUCGCUGCCGGACGUCUUGUCGUCUCUGGAUCGCAGUUUGGAGGCCAAGAAGAGAAAGAACGUGGAGGUUCUGUGGACCGCGGCUGCUGUGUGUCGGAGCGUAAACGGCGUCCGCCUCACGAGCUGUAAGAGCGCGAAGGACCGCACGGCGAUGUCGGUGACCCUGGAGCAGUGCGCCAUCCUGCGAGAGCGCCACACCCUCAGCCAGCAGCACUUCAGCUCGGCGCUGAGCUCCAUGAGGAGAGACGGCUGCAGGAUGGAGAACGUCCAGAAGAACGUCGGCAGCAGGAAGUUCGCCUUCAGCGGCGUUCAGCUCCUCACCUUCCCCAAACUCUACAGACCUCCAGACGGCAGCUACGGAUGA
Molecule: messenger RNA, 2373 nt
Organism: Nematolebias whitei (Rio pearlfish)
Lineage: Eukaryota; Metazoa; Chordata; Actinopteri; Cyprinodontiformes; Rivulidae
Gene: inpp4b
Product: inositol polyphosphate-4-phosphatase type II B
Exons: 19
Coding region: 1-2373 (790 amino acids)
Cellular component (GO): cytoplasm
Molecular function (GO): phosphatidylinositol-3,4-bisphosphate 4-phosphatase activity
Source: RefSeq, a predicted model, not a curated record